AUGCUGUCUUUAGAUUUCCUUGACGAUGUCCGUCGCAUGAAUAAGCGUCAGCUCUAUUACCAGGUGUUGAACUUUGGGAUGAUAGUUUCUUCUGCUUUGAUGAUCUGGAAAGGCUUAAUGGUCGUAACUGGGAGCGAAAGCCCAAUUGUAGUCGUUCUCAGCGGGAGCAUGGAGCCAGCGUUCCACAGAGGGGACCUACUUUUCUUGACCAACCGAGUAGAGGACCCCAUCAGAGUUGGAGAAAUUGUCGUCUUCAGGAUAGAGGGCAGAGAGAUUCCAAUAGUACACAGGGUACUAAAGAUCCAUGAAAAGGAAAAUGGAGACAUUAAAUUCCUGACUAAAGGAGACAACAAUGCAGUUGACGACAGAGGAUUGUAUAAGCAGGGACAACACUGGCUGGAGAAAAAAGAUGUGGUUGGUCGAGCUAGGGGGUUUGUGCCUUACAUUGGAAUUGUCACCAUUCUCAUGAACGACUACCCAAAGUUUAAAUACGCCGUUCUCUUCAUGCUGGGACUGUUUGUGUUGGUUCAUCGAGAAUGA
Molecule: messenger RNA, 540 nt
Organism: Knipowitschia caucasica
Lineage: Eukaryota; Metazoa; Chordata; Actinopteri; Gobiiformes; Gobiidae
Source: the annotation of a GenBank genome assembly